AAAUUGGGGUCCUUUCUUGCGAGAGGCUGGCUGUCGAGGUGUUUUUUGGAGUCACAUUGUUACACACAACUGUGGUAAAUAUCACCAAAUUCAACCACCAUAUUCCGAGCGGGCUGUUUGAGUAAUGUUGAUAAAUAAGCGGUUCACGCGCCUCGGGCUUUUUUCCUUACUCGCCGGGUUGUUCGGGUUUUUUAAUCGUCGAAGGGUGUGUUGUUUUUUUUUUCAGUCGCCGACAUUACACGGUAACGUUAGCGCUAGCGAAGCUAACAAGCUAGCUUUGAAAACCCACAAAACACCCAUUCUGAUAGUCUGUGAAGUUAAAAACUUGGGAGGCGUUGAUGAGCAGCGAUGUCUGGCAUUGCUCUUAGCAGACUAUCUCAGGAGCGCAAAGCCUGGAGGAAAGACCACCCGUUUGGCUUUGUUGCUGUACCCACUAAGAAUCCAGAUGGAACCAUGAAUCUGAUGAACUGGGAGUGCGCCAUUCCCGGGAAGAAAGGAACCUUGUGGGAGGGAGGACUCUACAAGCUCCGAAUGCUCUUUAAAGAUGACUACCCCUCCUCUCCACCUAAAUGCAAGUUUGAGCCACCGAUUUUUCACCCAAACGUUUACCCAUCAGGCACCGUGUGUCUGUCCAUCCUGGAGGAGGACAAAGACUGGAGACCUGCCAUCACUAUCAAACAGAUCCUGCUGGGUGUCCAGGAGCUGCUGAAUGAGCCCAACAUUCAAGAUCCAGCACAAGCAGAGGCUUACACAAUUUACUGUCAAAACAGGAUGGACUACGAGAAGCGAGUACGGGCACAGGCCAAGAAGUUUGCCCCGUCGUAAAGCCUCGCGGCGCCCGGCCUGAACUGAGAGGUUUCAAACAGGAGGCAGGCAGCACCUGAAGGACCACUCCCACAACAAUCCGGUUUUGAGUAUUAUUACACUAUUACACAGGCGUCAAGUGGACCUGUUUUACUUUCUUCCUAUUAUUAUAUUAUUUUUUUUAAACAUUAAAAGUUCAGUAAGAUCGUAAUUUUACCUGUCUUCAAAAAAAAAAAUAAGAAAAAAGAAAUGAUGCACCUCGAGUGCACAGCUAAUGAUCCUAGAACUCUGCUGUUAGUAUGACUCCUGUAUCUCUUGUAUAAUCCAUCUCUCCAGUUUACCAUGAGUGCAGAGCUUCCAUGCCUCCAUUCAAGCUAUGAACCGUGCUAAUGUAUCGACCCAGCUGUAGAAAUACGAUUCUGUGUCCAAAAACACUCUUUGUAACGUUCAGUCAGCAUCAGCGGAGAACAAUUGAACUUUUAGCGAGUUUUUUUUUUUAAUAAACCGUCAAACACCCAGAAGUAUUGUAGAUAGCGUUUUCAUGAAUGUGGACGUGAGGCAGUCGAGGAGCGCUCCCGGCCCGCCGCCGUCCCGCUUUAUCGCGCUCGCAUCUCGUCUGAGCAUCAAGAAAAAGCCCUCAAAAAGCGUCGAGGUUUUCCCACACAGAAGACAAUCCCGACACUGGCGAACGCCCGGCUUCCGCUUCUUCCACGGAGUUUAUUUCAACUUUUAUUGCAGUGAAACCGAGACGCCGCGACUUGAUUCAGCUCCAAAUUCCAGCUAAUUGUCACUUAAACGUUUGCACAUUCAGCAUCAGAAUGACUUCUUCCAAGACGCAAUAAGACUGUAGAGAAGUCGCUUAGUAAAAUUAGUUUAAAAAAAACAAAAAAAAAACCCUGUUGGCGUGUUAUUGAUUUUGGCACUAUUCAUUCGGGUUGUUUUCUCCCACCUGCUUACAAAGUGAGAAAUUGGAAAUGACUUAUCAACCAGCAACGAUGACAGAUGAAAGUGCAGUUGAGCGUCAGCAAAGAUCUGAUCUUUAUCUUUUUCUUUCCUUUCUGUUAUUUUUUUUUUUUUUUUUUUUUUUUUUUUUUUUUUUUUGCCUCUGAAUAGACGAGUGCAUGUACAUAAUAUAAAUAAUGGAAAGUUGUGGAAGUUAUGUUUUAUAUUGUUUUAGCCAGUUGACAUUUGUGUGUGGUAUAACAAAAGACAAGGAAUUGCAU
Molecule: messenger RNA, 2027 nt
Organism: Salarias fasciatus (jewelled blenny)
Lineage: Eukaryota; Metazoa; Chordata; Actinopteri; Blenniiformes; Blenniidae
Product: SUMO-conjugating enzyme UBC9-like
Source: RefSeq, a predicted model, not a curated record